Messenger RNA from Cladocopium goreaui, 1182 nucleotides. NCBI's taxonomy places the organism in Eukaryota, Dinophyceae, Suessiales, Symbiodiniaceae. The record is from the annotation of a GenBank genome assembly.
AUGAGGCUGUCAGGACGGCAUCCAAGAGCUUUUGCCAUCUUUCGGAGCACUGCUGCCCUUUGGUUUAGCUGUUUGGGUUGCCUCUGGUUUUAUCGAUGUUUCGCGGGUGUGACGCCCACGACCUUAACUCGCCUGCGUGGCGUCGCUGGAGUAGGGACGCUCUCGAGCUGCCGCCUGAGUGGAUGUCAAAGGCAGCAAAGGCAGGCUGUGGAGGAGGAGGGUGCCGAGAGCAGUGCAAGCGCCGCGCCAAGUUUGGAUUGUAUCACUCCAAUUGGCCCCUUCUCUCCUUUUCGUUCCUCAGCUUGCUCUUUUGACAGUGAGCUGGGCAAAGGCAUGACGGAUUUGACUACCUCGUCUCCAGAGUUUGCGGUGGAGAUGAGUCGCAUGCAGCUGGAUAUGCAGAUGGGCCGGGAGCCGGAACCUGAGCGGAUGAGGAAACUGGCUGAUGGUUUGGAAGCCUCCCACCAGAAGUGGCAAGAGCUGAUGACGCGGCUGCAGUUGAGCAGUGACUUCCAGAGCCGGGAGUAUUUCAAAAUCUCCUUAAGUCACUUGGAUGGCCGCAGCAUUGAUGACCUGGGGAAGAUGGUGAAAUAUCAGGUGGACUGCAUGAGGGCCGUGGCUUCUGGCCUAAUGCCCCCAGCCCCACCGCUAGGUCUGGACAUGUCACCCCCCAAGGAGGGCAUGCCAUCCGCCACCGCCUCCCCACCGAUGAUUGAAGCGGAACCCUUUGAUAGUUCGGCCUUCACCAGUGAGGUGGUCAGAGAAGAGUAUGAUGUCCUGCGGCGGGACCAUCGACAGUUGAUCAAGAUGGGAGAAGCCUAUGGAGACUUCGAUCCCCUUGGCAAGUUGGCCUUCCUCGAUCAGGUGGAAAAAAUUGAGGAGCGGUGGGACAUCUUCUUUGGACGACUGGGGUUGCUUGGACAAUUGAGCCCAGAGUACCGGCAGCAGAGCUCCGACUUUCUGGAUUCUAUGGGUCUUACUGCCCAGCAGUUUCGGAAACUCCUGCGGCGAGCACACGAUUUGAUGCGAAAGGAUGCGGAGGUCCAGCCGUUUGAUGUGCUGCAGAAAGGUAGGGCUCCUUUGAUGGUUGACUUGGAUUUGCUGGAUAGCAACCCAGCGGCAAGCGUGGCGGUGUUUGCUGUAGAUGACCAGCUCCUGUUGCAGUGUAGGUGGUCCGGAUGA